Branchiostoma floridae (Florida lancelet) is the source of this 817-nucleotide messenger RNA. RefSeq lists its product as uncharacterized. The record is from RefSeq and is a predicted model, not a curated record. The transcript is spliced from 3 exons. NCBI's taxonomy places the organism in Eukaryota, Metazoa, Chordata, Leptocardii, Amphioxiformes, Branchiostomatidae. The coding region runs from base 140 to 817 and encodes 225 amino acids.
AUUGUUCCACAUGCGUAGAAUACGUGUUCUUGGUUGUCAAUGAAAACAAAACUACACAACAUAAACAAAGCCGACGGUACUGGUGUGUAAAGCCGCGCUGCGUCCUCUGCCAAUGAAAUGGCCAUGUUUGGUGGUGUAAAUGGCGAAUUGCGACGACUCUGACGAGUCGAAUCGGUACGAGAACGAGGUCUUGAAAGUUAUUCGCGAGGACAAUCUGCUUUUUACCGGCCGAGAGUGGACGCCGCUUUCUGCACUCCUGAGAAUUCAGAUUGAAAGGAUUCGGAGACGGGACUUUGUUGUAAACUACGAGGAUCCAGAGAACAAGUCCGAACAAUUUGUGGCACCCGUCACUGCCACAAAGGAAGAAACACAAUCUUCCGGUCAAGCAACCCUUAUCGACGAGAUAUUGUUAGGUCUAAAACGGCAGUUAACGGGGCUGAUCAUGGAGUUUGAAGAGGUUGUAGGGAAGUUCCGAGACCGCCAGAGGGCACUUAAUGCACAGAUGAGGCAGGAGCGAGAGACGAGAAGGGUAAAAGAGGAUGAACUGGCGGCGCAGCUCUCGGACCUGGACCAAAAUAUUGUGGUUCUGAAGGACGCCCUGCUGCCGACCCUGAGUCAGGGGGACGCCUCCACCAUGUCCCACCUGCAGGACCAGGUCACGCAGGCGCAGCGGUCCGCACGGAGACUGGUCAGCACGGCGGAACAGGCUGCCGAGGCAGGCUUAGAACUCUCGGAGGGCGCCACCUUACGAGAAGGAAUAGUAGUGCUUCACAACUCAGUUCAGAAGCUGGGACAGGCACUGAGCGAGUUUGGGUAG